Messenger RNA from Lactuca sativa (garden lettuce), 2915 nucleotides. Its product is annotated as pentatricopeptide repeat-containing protein At5g66520. Gene Ontology annotation, molecular function: zinc ion binding; protein binding; RNA binding. Lineage: Eukaryota; Viridiplantae; Streptophyta; Magnoliopsida; Asterales; Asteraceae. The record is from RefSeq and is a predicted model, not a curated record. Gene Ontology annotation, biological process: RNA modification.
UUAAUUUUUUCAAAAACAUAAAAGGUUUUACAAGUAAAAUUUAAAAUAAUUAAAAUAUUUAUUCGUAAAAAACUUUAGCCAUUGAGGUCAUGUACCCCCCCUUCCUAAAGGCCUACAUCCACCACUGGUUAUGAAUAUUUAAAAACUAAGGAGGGGUAAAACCGUAAAAUGUAAAAUAGAGGAAAGGAUAUAAUUGUCCAGUCAUUAAAAAUUGUAGUGGCAACUGGCAAACGGCACCCUUUUUAGUCAAUCCAUCUAAACGGAAAUCCAAGUUUCGGCGGCAAAUCCAAACAAUUGUCUUCACUGCUCUGCGAAAUUUUCUAUUAUCAGUCAAUCAAUAACAACAGCGUUCUUGGUUUUAAGUAACUAUCAUUUAUCCAUCACACAAGACCUACAACUAUUGUUAAUUUCCAAUCGCCUUUCAGAAUGCUCCAAGUCACAGCUUCUGGUUCUCUUCAACCAUCAUCAAACCCGUAUCCUUUCCAAAUCUGUAGAACCCCAAUUGAACCUGCUCAAUUACACGCUGUAUCACUCAAAACAGCAACUUUUCAUGAUCCUUUGAUAUCUUCUCGCCUUAUAUCUCUCUAUGCCCACUCUAAAUGCAGCAGUCUUGAUCAUGUCCGAUCUGUGUUCGACCAAAUUCAAGAACCAACAUUGCAUUCUUGGAACACCCUCAUCAAAUCCUACGUCGAAAAUCAGCGGUCACAGGAAUCCCUCUUAAUGUUUCUUGAAUUUAUGUCACGGUCGGGUUUAAUGCCUGAUGUUUUUACUCUGCCUUGUGUGAUCAAAGCGUGUGGAAGAUUAAUGGCAACAAAAGAAGGGGAGCAGAUUCAUGGGUUGAUUUUGAAAAUCGGGUUAAGGGAUGAUGUAUUCGUUCAGAGCAGUUUGGUCAGCAUGUAUUCCAAAUUCAAAGAUAUUAAUUCCGCACGGAAGGUGUUCGAUGGAAUGACUGAAAAAGAUUUAGUUUCAUGGAACUCCUUGAUGGAUGGGUAUGUGAAAUCUGGUAACAUUGAACUUGCAAAGGAGUUGUUCGAUGAGAUGACAGAAAGAGAUGUCGUCUCAUGGACUGUGAUGGUCGACGGACUCUCCAAACAUGGCAAAGUUGAUGAUGCCCGAAAGGUGUUCGAUGAAAUGCCAAGCAGAAACUUACCAUCCUGGAACGCAAUGAUUAAUGGGUAUAUGAAAGCAGGCGACUUUCUUUCCGCCCAUAGCUUGUUUGAUCAAAUGGAAGACAAAGAUAUAAUCACAUGGAACUCAAUGAUAGCAGGGUAUGAAUGCAAUGGAAGAUUUUCAGAAGCUUUAAAGUUGUUCACCCAACUUCUAAAUUCAGGUUAUAUACCCACUACUAGUACUUUAGUCAGCACUCUAUCUGCUAUCUCCUAUUUAGCUCUUCUCACCAAGGGAAGAUGGGUUCAUUCCUAUAUAGUAAAAAACAGUCAUAAAUUAGAUGGUAUACUCGGUACUUCAUUAAUUGAAACAUAUUGCAAAUGUGGAAGCAUCGAGAGUGCUUUAAAGAUAUUCAAAUCUAUACACAACAAAAAGUUAGCUCAUUGGACUGCUAUAAUAGUAGGUCUAGGAACCCAUGGACAAGCUAACCAUGCUCUUGAAUUAUUUCAAGAAAUGCUAAAACUCAACAUCAUCCCUAAUGGUAUAACAUUCAUUGGCGUAUUGAAUGCGUGUAAUCAUGCGGGUUUGGUCAAAGAUGGUCAAAGAUUCUUUAAAAUGAUGGUAAAUGAUUAUAAAAUCGAACCUACAAUCGAACACUACGGUUGUCUUGUGGACAUUUUUUGUCGUGCGGGCUGUCUUGAAGAAGCUAAAAAUGUGAUAGAAUCAAUGCCAAUGAAACCAAACAAGAUAGUUUGGAUGAGUUUGCUUAGUGCUUCAAGAAUCUAUAAAAAUGUUGAAAUUGGGGAAUAUGCGGGACACAAUGUGACACAAAUCGAUCCAAAAUGUAUUGAAAGUUACCUCCUUUUGUCUAACAUGUAUGCCACAACGAAUAAUUGGGACAAAGUGUCACACAUUAGAGAAACAAUGAGGAAAAUGGGAUUGAAAAAAGAUCCGGGGUGUAGCUUUAUCGAGUUUGAAAAUGGUGUUCAUGAGUUUAUUGUGGGAGAUAGAUCACACCCUCAAAGUAAUGAAAUAUACCAUAAGUUGAGUGAGAUUAGGGAGAGAUUGAAAAGUGUGGGACAUGUACCCGAUAAAUCCCAAGUUUUGCUUCAUAUUGAAGGGGACAAUGAGAAGGAGAUUGAAUUGGAAAGCCAUAGUGAGAGGUUAGCAAUUGCUUUUGGAUUAAUUAAUUAUAAACCCGGGAUUCCAAUUCGGAUAGUGAAGAAUCUUCGUGUUUGUAAUGAUUGUCACUCGGUUACAAAGCUUUUAUCCAAGAUUUAUGAUCGUGAAAUUAUUGUUAGGGAUAAUAAUCGUUAUCAUCAUUUCAAAAAUGGUUCAUGUUCUUGUAUGGAUUAUUGGUGAAAUCUUGUGAAGUUGAGUUGAAGUUACAUGAUUUGACUUUGUAAAAGUAAUUUAAUAUUUUAAUGAUAUAAAUUUAGUUCUACUCAAUCUCAAGUUUAUUUGUUGGGUGACAACACUUCUACAACAUGAACCACUUCCAUAACAUAAUCAUAAAGAUAAUAACUCAAGAAAAUAAGAUCAUAAGAUUAAGUGAAAUAGUUCCUUGAUAUUGCAUAAGGAUUAUCAAAUCUACACAUUCAACUCAUUUUCCGGGCACAAAGUUGGUAGCAUAAGCCCAAGCAUUGUUAGCAACCGGGUCAGCAAGAUGGUCAAACAAAUUCUCAAUCGGACCCUUCCCUGUAACAAUAGCCUGAACAAAAAACCCAAACAUAGAAAACAUCGCCAAUCUUCCAUUUUUAAGCUCCUUAACCUUCAAUUCAGCAAAAGCUUCCGGGUCAUCAGCCAAU